Candidula unifasciata is the source of this 2775-nucleotide messenger RNA. Lineage: Eukaryota; Metazoa; Mollusca; Gastropoda; Stylommatophora; Geomitridae. The record is from the annotation of a GenBank genome assembly.
CAGUGGGUGGAAGCUCAAGCAAAGACAAAAACUGUUUCUGCUUCAGCCAUCAGAGGUCCACAGUUGCAGCGAGAAAGCUGGAUGGAAUCUCCACUAGAUUUAAUUCCAACCACAUCCAAACAAGAACUUAGAGAUGCAAUAAAUAAACAGAAGGAAGAUGCCAAAAAGGAGGCAGAAAAGCUGCUGGAGCCUGGACGCAAUGCCAGGGAAUUAAAUCCUUACUGGAAGGAUGGUGGCACAGGUAUGCCUGAAGAAAACCCAGACAAACACAAGCAGAACAGAUCAUCUGUGCUUUUGGCAAGCGCUGCAGGAGAUGGAGGCUUAUCAUGGUUACGCAAAGCAUAUGAUCGCUGCAAGCAACAAGCUUUGGAUGAAGGCAGAAGUCUUGAGGAAGUUGCUGCAGAAAGAUGGGGAUCCUUGAAGAAACUGGAGUCAAUGAUUAGAGAGGCUGAGAGGCAUCAGAAAGGUGGUGGUAGAUUGGAGUCAUGGAGAGAUACAAGAAGUGAUGAUAGGAGAGGAGAGAAGGGCAACUAUAAACAAAAAGAUGACAUGUUAAAUGGUGCUAAAGAUAACAGAGAUGGUAGAGAAAGCAGAGAAAAAGAGAGCAACAGACAAUGGGAGAAAAGUAAGGAAGGAGAUAGAGGUGAAUUGCAAGGCUCAAUUUCUGAAAGAAACAGAGAUAGAAGUGGCUACAAAGGCAGUAGAAAUGACAAAGAUGAAGAUGCUAACAGAUUGAAGAAGGCUGACAAAUUACAGAAAACAAACUUUCAGCGUCCUUGUUCAGGAAGUGACAGUGACACCACUCCUCGGAGAUCUGGAAGGAACAAAGAUAGAAGUGGCUACAAAGGCAGCAGCAGUGACAAAGAUCAAGAUGCUAACAGACCGAAGAAGGCUGACCAGUUACAGAAAACAAGCUUCCAGCGUCCUUAUUCUGGAAGUGAAAGUGACUCCAGCCCUCAAAGGUCUGAAAGAAAUAGAGACAGCCAUAGCUACAAAGGCAGCAACAGUGACAAAGAUCAAGAUGCUAACAGACCGAAGAAGGCUGACCAGUUACAGAAAACAAGCUUCCAGCGUCCUUAUUCUGGAAGUGAAAGUGACUCCAGCCCUCAAAGAUCUGAAAGAAAUAGAGACAGUCAUGGCUACAAAGGCAGCAACAGUGACAAAGAUCAAAAUGCUAAGACCCUCAGGAAGGCACAUUUUUAUAGUAACAGACAUCACAGCAAUGAAAGCAGAACAAGACAUAGUCAGCCUGAUGGCAAACAACAAGAACAAGACAGAAAUUCAAGCAGCAGUCUGCCUCGAUGGAAGAGAAAAACAGAGUUUGUAGCAAAUCGGAAUGAGGAAAAGAAUGAAAGAAAGAAGAAAACAGAAGGUAAACAGAGUUCAGGAAGUAAGAGCAGAAGCAAUCACAAACGGUCCAAUAGCAGCAGUGACUCAGAAAACAAUGAUUCUUCAAAGGAUGAAGAACAGAAUGAGCCUACUCAGAUCACUCCUGCUCGAGUGUUGUCAGAGGAGGAGCUGAAUGAACUAGCAGCCAAAAUUUUAAGAGCAGAAAUCAUGGGUGAUGAUGCGACAGCUGCAGACCUAAAGCUUCAGUUGGAGAAUGCUCGGAAAGCUAGAGAUGCCAGCAAGUCAGAGAGUGGAGCGUUAGCACCAGACUUUUCUCACAGGAGAAGGGAUGAGGCAGGAAAGAUAAGGGGAGGGAGAAAGAGAAAAGAAGAGGAAGAAGAUAAUGUUGUGGUUUUGUCUCGCACCAGCAAGGGUGGUCUUGUUCGGCCUGUCGUGGGUGCCUCUGAUGAUAGUAGGGCUGCAGGUGGAAAACGCAAGAAAAAUGUGGUGACUCAUGACAGCAAAGGGGAGAGAACUAUAUAUUUUGAUAAUGACGACAAGUUGGAUCUGAAAACAAUGGUUGAGCAAGAAAAAGCAGGAACAGCUGAGGACCAGAAUGCAAUGUUUGCCAGACUGGCAGGAAGGUCUAAUGACAGAGAUCUGGACGUUGAUGACAUGUUUGUGAGCAAAGCUGCCAGAAAGCAGAAUGAGGAACAAGCUGUAGCCAGGGACAGGAAUGCAGCCAUAUUUGAGCAUAAAAAGCUUAAUGCCUCAAUGGAAAACUGCCAUAGAUGUUUUAGUAAAGUGUCCAAGCACCUGAUUAUUGCAAUUGGAACAAAGAGUUAUCUCUGCUUGCCCCACCAUCGCUCUUUGACGGAUGGACACUGUUUUAUUGUUCCAAUGCAACACGUUUCUGCAGCUACCAGUAUGGAUGAGGAUGUCUGGCAAGAGAUACAGCUGUUCCGAAAAAGCCUGGUGCAGAUGUUUGCUGCUAAAGGUGAAGACAUGGUCAUUAUGGAGACUGUAAAGAACCUGAAGCAUUUCCCCCACACUGCAAUAGAAUGUGUACCGCUGGACAAGGAAUUGGGUGACCUGGCCCCUAUUUACUUCAAGAAAGCAGUUCAAGAAGCAGGGCCUGAGUGGUCAGAUAACAAGAAACUGCACAGUUUGAGCAACAAGGAUGUCAGACACGUGAUUCCCAAAGGUUUCCCAUACUUCAGUGUAGACUUUGGCUUACAGGGAGGCUAUGCAACUGUUAUUGAAGAUGAGAGCAGGUUUCCAGCUUACUUUGGACGAGAAAUAGUUGGAGGAAUGUUGGAUGCAGAGCCCACUUUAUGGAGGAAACCUCAUAACGAGAGUUUUGAAGACCAGCGGAAGAAAGUGUUGCAGUUUGCCCAGAAGUGGAAGCCUUAUGACUGGACUCAGACGUUAGUUGCAGGAGAGUGA